CUUGGAUUUUCAGAAAUGGCAGCUCCGCUGGGAGGUAUGUUCUCCGGGCAGCCACUCGGUGCCCCACCCCCACCGCUGGGCCUCCUGGGCCAGGCCUCGCUUCUUCAGGCCGAGCCAGGCACUCCCAGAUCUUCUCCGAGUACCUUGGUGGGUGAGUUGGAGUCAUCUUUCGAGGCUUGCUUUGCUUCUCUGGUGAGUCAGGACUAUGUCAAUGGCUCGGAUCAGGAGGAAAUUCGAACUGGUGUUGAUCAGUGUAUCCAGAAAUUUCUGGAUAUUGCAAGACAAACAGAAUGUUUUUUUCUACAAAAAAGAUUGCAGUUAUCUGUCCAGAAGGCAGAGCAGGUUAUCAAAGAGGAUGUCUCGGAACUGCGGAACGAGCUGCAGCGGAAAGACGCCCUGGUCCAGAAGCACCUGACCAAGCUACGGCAUUGGCAGCAGGUGCUGGAGGACAUCAACGGGCAGCACAAGAAGCCCGCCGACAUCCCGCAGGGCUCCCUGGCCCACCUUAAGCAGGCGUCUGCCAACAUCCCCGCGCCUAUGAAGCAGAACUGAGGAAAAGCCGCAGGAAAGGGUCGCUUCUCGGUGGCAUGACAUUUUGGAAGAACUCUGCCAGAGAACGAGACUAUCUCAGUUGCAUGCUCCCACCUAAAAUGUUCCUGUUUUUCAUAAGCUCUU
Molecule: messenger RNA, 675 nt
Organism: Myotis daubentonii (Daubenton's bat)
Lineage: Eukaryota; Metazoa; Chordata; Mammalia; Chiroptera; Vespertilionidae
Product: mediator of RNA polymerase II transcription subunit 28-like
Exons: 1
Coding region: 16-552 (178 amino acids)
Source: RefSeq, a predicted model, not a curated record